Polyodon spathula (Mississippi paddlefish) is the source of this 2322-nucleotide messenger RNA. RefSeq names its product carbonic anhydrase-related protein-like. Gene Ontology annotation, molecular function: zinc ion binding; carbonate dehydratase activity. The transcript is spliced from 9 exons. Lineage: Eukaryota; Metazoa; Chordata; Actinopteri; Acipenseriformes; Polyodontidae. Bases 461 to 1306 code for a protein of 281 amino acids. The record is from RefSeq and is a predicted model, not a curated record.
CAUUUGCACUGUAGAGCCACAGCACAGGUUCAGUGCCUCAUUGCUUUCACUGAGUCAAGACAGCUGGCUGCAGACUCCAACUUUAUUCACUCUCAAUGAGUUUGGACUUCAGAAAGAAAGAAUUCGAGAAAAACAAAGGAGUAGAGACAGGCUUGCUGUUACACCACUACUUUUUCUUUUUUUCAUCAGUUUGAACUGCAGAAGCUAAGAGACACUAUCUAUUACUUACACUAAGCUCAUAAGUUAAUUCAUUAGAUGCUAGAUUACCUGCACUGAAUAACGAAGGACAAGAUACUGAAGUUAUACCUUACUUGUAUUGACAAGGCACAAACUAUAGCCACCCCUUUUUCACUGUAUUAUUCUUUUAAAACCUUAUCAUUUAGUUGGUAAAAUAAAUGUACUGAGUUUGUAUCUACACCUCAGAUAGUUUGAACUGAAUUUGAGUGAACAUCUGGUUGGAAUGGCAGAUAAUAUGAUUGAAGAGUCAGACUAUUAUCCUGAUAAAGAAGAUAUGGAGUGGGGGUAUGAGGAAGGUGUAGAAUGGGGUCUACUGUUUCCUGAAGCUAAUGGGGAAUAUCAGUCUCCAAUUAACCUCAACUCCAGGGAGGCUAGGUAUGACCCUACACUGCUACAAGUACGUCUCUCCCCGAAUUAUGUUGUGUGCCGGGACUGUGAAGUUAUAAAUGAUGGCCAUACAGUUCGGAUAUUGCUGAGGUCAAAAUCAGUUGUCACAGGAGGCCCGUUACCUAGAGACCAUGAUUAUGAAUUACACGAGGUUCGAUUUCACUGGGGAAGGGAGAAUCAGCGCGGCUCUGAACACACAGUAAAUUUCAAAGCUUUUCCCAUGGAGCUUCAUCUAAUUCACUGGAACACUACACUAUACAGCAGUAUUGACGAGGCGCUGGGGAAGAGAAAUGGUAUACUUAUCAUUGCUUUGUUUGUUCAGAUAGGCAAAGAACAUCUAGGUCUGAAGGCAAUUACAGAAAUCCUUCAAGAUAUCCAGUACAAGGGGAAGACAAAAAUCAUUCCAUGUUUUAAUCCAAACACGCUGCUGCCUGAUCCUCUUCUUCGAGAUUACUGGGUGUAUGAGGGCUCCCUCACCAUGCCCCCUUGCAGUGAAAAUGUCACUUGGAUAUUAUACCGUUAUCCUUUGACUGUGUCCCAGAUCCAGAUCGAGGAGUUUCGAAGGCUAAGAUCCCAUAUAAAAGGUGCAGAGCUCCCUGAAGGAAGUGACGGGCUGUUAGGAGAUAAUUUCAGACCAACCCAACCUCUCAGUGACAGAGUCAUCAGAGCUGCUUUCCAGUAGAGUCACUCUGAAUUUAGAGUUCUGAUAUACAGAGCAGAAGACAAUGGUCCCAGUAUGUCUCUCUGGAUGUGAAAUGGAUCCUUUGAAAUGGCUGCUCUGCUCUGCGUACAAAGCUUGUAUUGUGUUCUUUCCACUAAUUCAUACAGCCUUGACAGACAGCUGUGGGCAAGUUCUAUGGCCUGGUGGAAAUGUUCUGUGGAAUGAACAGCCAGUGCAUAAAGCUCAUGGCUUGCAUCUGGAAGCACACCUUCAAAUACUGUAGAUAUAGGGUACAUUGUUCUUAGUGUUAUCACCCCAGGACAGUAGAAAUAUAAAUAUUACACUUGUGAAACUCUAAAUAUAUUGGUGUUUGUUUCCGAAUCUUUGAUAUGAGUUCUGAUUUGUGUUGUAGGAAGACUGGUAAUUUAAUAUCUGGAUUAAUGUGAAUGUUGAAAAUAACACACAAAAAUUUUUUUUUUUGCUUCCUUAAGGAUAAGAGCAAGCAUUAAUCCCAGUCUGAAUCAGGACAUCUCCUGCAUGCAAACUGCGCAAAUGUUUAGCCUCCAAUGUGAAUAUACAGUUAAAUAUUCAAGUUAAUAACUGUUCCUGAUCUGUUGAAGGUUUUAUUCAGGUUAAAGCUACUUUAGACCUAAAAAACAUACAUUACUUUAUAACUUUACUACUCUAUAGGGUGUUAGAGCGUGUUCCUUUUCCUGUUGUUAAGUUUCUUUGAUAAUUUUUUUGAACUAUUAAUAGUACUACAAUAACACAUACAUUAUACACCUACAGGAUAAAGAGCUAAACUAUAAAGCAGGUGAAUUAUAUUGGUAGUAACACUAGAACUUUGCAGAAACUUAGACACUGGAAUUACACUGCACUGCUAACUGGUUUCACUUUUUAUUUAUCACAUCUACAGAGAGCCUAAAACCAGUGGGCAUUGAAAAUAUCAGUACCAGUUUCCUGAAGAUUAUAUUUUCUAUUACACUCUGUAGAUUGAAUAAAGAUGUUUGAAAAGGAGUUUAGUUUUGAAAAUAAAA